ACAGCUUAUAAGUGGGGAUUCAUCCUGAGUGAGGAAUCCCAGCCUGGAUCUCUAUCACUCACCUCCAUCCCUUGGAGAUCCAGCCUUCCACCAGCCCCACUCAGUGAAGGUGGCUUCAUCUACUGCUGGUGGGAGUGGCCGGGAGGCUCAGCCAGGAUCCUGCCAUCCAACAAAAGCUGAGCUGAUAAUCCAGUAACAGUUUAAUAACAAACACGGGACUGCCUCCAGCUGAAGGAAAGGGGCUGGAUCCCCACCAGGCAAGGUCCCCAUGUCUUGGUGGCCCCCGAAGACUCUGUGGAACUGGGUGGAAAUGCCUUUGCAAGCCCCUGAGUUUGCAGGUCUUAAAUACUGUUGGUUCUUCUCAUGCGCUGCUACCGGAGCACCCUCCAGAACAUGACCAACCUCACAGCGGUAUCUGUCUUCCUCCUCCGGGGCUUCUCAGCUGUCCCUGAGUUACAGCUGCUCAGUGUGGUCGCUUUCCUUUUCCUUUACGUGGCUGCAAUUCUGGGAAACAUCUCCAUUGUGGCUGCUGUGACCCUUGAUGCCCACCUGCACACGCCCAUGUACUUCUUCCUCAAGCACCUUUCCCUGGUGGACAUCUGCUCCCUGUCCACCACCCUGCCCCGGGCCCUACUGGCCGCCAUGCUGGGUUCUGGGGAUAUUUCCCUCCUUGCAUGUGCUUCCCAACUCUUUGCCUUUGUCAGCCUUGGGUCCACAGAGUGUUUUCUCAUCACGUCCAUGGCUUACGAUCGUUGUCUGGCCAUCUACAGGCCCCUGGUAUACAGGGUAGUUAUGAGCCACACGGCCUGCGUGUGCCUGGUGGCAGUGGCCUGGGUUGGCGGGCUCCUUUUCUCCACCUUCCACACAGCCAACACCUUCUCCCUACCUUUCUGUGGCCCCCUUGUGAUUGACCACUUUUUCUGUGACAUCCCUCCAAUCAUGCGCCUAGCCUGUGCCAAUGCGGAUGCCCAUGAGGCUGCUGGAUUUGCAGUCAGUGGCUGUGUCAUCAUGAGCUGCUUUGCCCUCACCGUCCUAUCCUAUGUCCGCAUCCUGGCCACAGUUGCUCGGAUCCGCUCUGUGGCCGGCCGCUGGAAGGCCUUCUCCACAUGCUCUUCCCACCUGGCCACCGUGAUGCUGUUUUAUGGCACUGGCAGCUCUGCCUACAUGCGGCCCAGUGCCCACUCCUCCCCGCUACAAGCACGCCUGGCUGCUGUCUUCUACUCCAUCCUCACCCCCACCCUGAACCCACUUAUCUACAGCCUGAGGAACAAGGACAUGCAGGGGGCCUUGCGGAAGCUCUACCUGCAGGUGCCAUUCUAGGUCACGGGACUCAGGAAUACACCCUUAUGGGAUACUCCCAGACAGGGCCUGAGUUAGCUUUCUAAAAAUUACUUGUCCAUAUUAAAAUACUGAGAGACUUGCCCUGACUGGGUAGCUUAGUUGGUUAGAGUGUUGUCCUGAUACGCAAGGUUGCAGGUUCAAUUCCUGGUCAGGGCACAUAUAAGAAUCAACCAGUAAAUGUAUAAAUAAGUGGAAAAACAAAUCACUGUUUCUUUCUUCCUUUCUCUCUCUCUAAAAUCAAUAAAUAAAAAACUUAAAAUAUUGAGAGACUUCCCAUAAAAAUUGAGCAUUCCAGAUCUUGACAAAUCAAAAGAUCUGGUAACAGGAGGGUCUGUGGUUGGGACUAUUCCUCCUCCUCUUCAUCACAUCGCCAUCCUGCCCACCUGGCUGUCUGAGGAGCAUUCUUUCUUUGCUUUAAUCCAAACCUGCCUGUUUAACCUGGAAGGCUGAAGUGGACCAGGUGCCACAACCCUGGGUCCUGUACUUCCCUUAUCAAAGGUCCCACUUGGAGGAGAUCUGAUUAUCAAAGGCCUGGGCACUAGCCUGGACCAGAGCUUUCCAACUGGAGCUGUCAGUGUGAGGGUGAGCCCAGGCUGCUCCCUUCAGGUGGUUUUCAUAAGUGUGUGCAAGUGUGGGCACAUGCACUUACCCACCCAUACUGCUAGGUUUCUCUGCAUUUUCACGGAGAGAAGGUUCCCAGCUUCCACUAACAUUUCAAGAGCAUCUGUGGCCCUGGCUGGUGUGGCUCAGUGGACUGAGUGCCAGCCUGUGAAC
This is a messenger RNA of Phyllostomus discolor (pale spear-nosed bat), 2115 nucleotides long. Its product is annotated as olfactory receptor 5A2-like. Gene Ontology annotation, cellular component: membrane. The coding region runs from base 364 to 1320 and encodes 318 amino acids. The transcript has 3 exons. Lineage: Eukaryota; Metazoa; Chordata; Mammalia; Chiroptera; Phyllostomidae. Gene Ontology annotation, biological process: G protein-coupled receptor signaling pathway. Gene Ontology annotation, molecular function: G protein-coupled receptor activity; olfactory receptor activity. The record is from RefSeq and is a predicted model, not a curated record.